This is a messenger RNA of Tarenaya hassleriana, 1311 nucleotides long. Its product is annotated as hypersensitive-induced response protein 2. NCBI's taxonomy places the organism in Eukaryota, Viridiplantae, Streptophyta, Magnoliopsida, Brassicales, Cleomaceae. The coding region runs from base 227 to 1084 and encodes 285 amino acids. The transcript is spliced from 7 exons. The record is from RefSeq and is a predicted model, not a curated record.
CGACAACGGAGUGGCGCACAUUAGCACACGACGUCGUUUUGAGCACCAAACACACCGCCACCGCUUUCUCUCGUUCUGUUUCGUGUUAAUAUCCGACUUGCCCAGAAAGGGAGGACUGAAGAUUCCUCUGAGAAACGCAGUUUUCGAUUUGGGUAAUUCCUCAAGGUGAUUUCUUCUUUGUCCUUUACUCGGGGGCCUGCGGUUGAGCGAGAUAGACUAUCUGAAAAUGGGUCAAGCUUUUGGGUGUAUCCAAGUGGACCAGUCGAAGGUUGCAAUCAAAGAGACUUUCGGGAAAUAUGACGAGGUUCUUGAGCCCGGUUGCCAUUGUUUGCCGUGGUGCUUGGGAAGCCAGGUGGCCGGCUACCUCUCCUUACGUGUUCAGCAGCUCGACGUCCGCUGCGAGACAAAAACCAAGGAUAAUGUUUUUGUCACGGUGGUUGCUUCCAUUCAAUACCGAGCCUUAGCUGACAAGGCCCAAGACGCCUUUUACAAGCUCAGCAACACAAGGGCUCAGAUUCAGGCUUACGUUUUCGACGUCAUCCGGGCAAGUGUUCCUAGGCUGGACUUGGAUUCAACCUUUGAGCAGAAAAACGAUAUUGCAAAGGCUGUUGAGAGUGAACUCGAAAAGGCUAUGUCGCAUUAUGGCUACGAGAUAGUUCAGACACUGAUAGUGGAUAUCGAGCCAGACGUGCAUGUGAAGAGAGCCAUGAAUGAGAUAAAUGCCGCUGCUAGACUGAGAGUGGCAGCGAAUGAGAAAGCGGAGGCAGAGAAGAUACUGCAGAUAAAGAAAGCGGAAGGAGAGGCAGAGUCGAAGUACCUUGCGGGAUUGGGCAUAGCCCGACAGAGACAAGCCAUAGUGGACGGUCUGAGGAACAGCGUUCUCGCCUUCUCUGAGAAGGUUCCAGGGACAUCUUCAAAGGAUGUCAUGGACAUGGUUCUGGUCACUCAGUACUUUGACACGUUGAAAGAGAUAGGGGCAUCUUCCAAAUCCAACUCGGUCUUCAUCCCCCAUGGUCCAGGAGCCGUCAAAGACAUUGCUUCGCAGGUUAGGGAAGGUCUUCUGCAAGCAAGUUCUUCUGCGUAAAAAAAAAAACAACUCAAAAGUACAGUUGCAGUUACAGUUAGAGUACUUGUUCAUGGUAGACUUGUUUUGUGUUUGGUUUAUAACUCUGAAGCUGCUUGUUUGUUAACCGGACCGGGAUUUGGUCGUUCUUCCGAGUUCCGGUCUGGUUUUUCUACGUAAAUGUUAUUUGUUUGGUAUUAUUUGCUGAAACAUUCUGGGUUUAAAUAUAUUUUCAUGAAAUCAAUGCA